AUGUGGCCGUGGUUGCUCCCCAUCGUCGUUGCUGCCGUCGCUGCGAACCUUGAAUCUGAUGUGCAACGACCUCUGGGGCCUGGCAGGGAUUCUGUGCCUGGCUCUGGCUCCGAAUCACGACCGAACAUCAUCUUCAUCCUGACGGAUGAUCAAGACCUUCACAUGAACUCCCUGGCCUACAUGCCGUAUGUGAAGAAGCAUUUGAUCGACGAGGGCACAUUCUAUCAGAGGCAUUAUUGCACCAUAGCCCUGUGUUGCCCUUCGAGGGUGAGCUUGUGGACAGGAAGGGCCUCUCACAACACGAAUGUCACGGACGUGAAUCCUCCGUAUGGCGGCUACCCCAAGUUUGUCAGCCAGGGAUUCAACGAGGCGUGGCUCCCAAUAUGGCUCCAGGACAUCGGUUACAACACCUACUACACCGGCAAGUUGUUCAAUGCUCAUAGCUUGAGUACCUACGACUCCCCGUUCGUCAAGGGCUUUACUGGCUCUGAUUUCCUUCUCGAUCCACACACCUAUGAGUAUCUGAAUGCCAGCUUCCAGCGGAACCGAGAACCUCCGGUCAGCCAUGAAGGCGAGUACUCCACCGAUGUCCUAGCUGACAAGGCCUUUGGCUUCCUCGAAGACGCAGUUGCCGAGCAAAAGCCCUUCUUUCUGACCAUUGCACCGAACGCCCCCCACAGCAACGUCAAGUUCCAGGAAGACUGGUUCAAUGGCUCGGGCUCCGCACACACUAUCUUCACGACUCCGCCCAUCCCGGCUCAAAGGCACAAGGACCUCUUCCAAGACGCUGUGGUCCCGCGUACGCCAGGCUUCAACCCCGACGAGCCUCAUGGGGUGUCUUGGAUCAGCGACCUGCCCCAACAGAACCAGACGAACCUCGACUUCAACGACGGGUUCUAUCGAGACCGGCUACGCGCUCUUCAGGCCGUCGACGAGAUUGUCGACGCCGUGGUUGAUCGAUUGACCAAACACGAUAUCCUGGAUAACACGUACAUUUUCUAUUCCACCGACAACGGAUAUCACAUCGGCCAGCACCGGCUUCAGCCAGGCAAAGAAUGUGGGUUCGAAGAGGACAUCAAUGUCCCGCUGAUUGUGCGCGGGCCGGGCGUGGCAAAGGGCAGAGUCAGUGAAAUCGUGACCUCCCACACUGAUUUGGCACCGACAUUCCUGACCCUUGCGGGUGGAGAGAUACGACCUGAUUUUGACGGCGUGACCAUUCCCGUGACGUCGGAGCAAUUUGACGCGGCUGCCGGCGUCCGUGGCGAGCACGUCAACAUCGAAUACUGGGGCUUCGCACUCGCCGAGGGCCAGUACGGCAAAGCCAUGUACUGGAACAACACGUACAAGGGCCUGCGGCUGAUCGGCAAGACCUACAACCUGUACUACAGCGUCUGGUGCAGCGGGGAGCAUGAACUCUACGACCUGACUCGUGACCCCUACGAGACGCACAACCUCUACACCACCAAUCAUUCUUCCGCCUUCACUUUCCCGUCUUCAACACCUGGAGAACGAGCCCGACACAUCACGCUGCAGCAGCUGCUGUCACGGCUCGAUUCACUCGUCAUGGUGCUCAAGACGUGCAAGGCCCGAAGCUGUACCCAUCCCUGGGAAGUCCUGCAUCCCGCUGGCGAUGUGCAUGACCUGCAUGAUGCUCUCGGCGUGCGAUACGACGACUUCUACCAAUUCCGACAGGAGAGGGUGCGCUACGAGAAGUGCGAGAAGGGGUAUAUUCUCGAGAGUGAGGGCCCUCGUCACGUCAAGGCGUAUUCGCAUUCGACCGAUGAAAUCGGCAUCAGGGGAGGAGCACAGUGGAGUGAACUGGUGUAG
This is a messenger RNA of Cladophialophora yegresii CBS 114405, 1827 nucleotides long. RefSeq names its product arylsulfatase. Gene Ontology annotation, biological process: phenol-containing compound metabolic process. Gene Ontology annotation, molecular function: N-acetylglucosamine-6-sulfatase activity; glycosaminoglycan binding; arylsulfatase activity. The record is from RefSeq and is a predicted model, not a curated record. The coding region runs from base 1 to 1827 and encodes 608 amino acids. NCBI's taxonomy places the organism in Eukaryota, Fungi, Ascomycota, Eurotiomycetes, Chaetothyriales, Herpotrichiellaceae. The transcript is spliced from 4 exons.